Mauremys reevesii (Reeves's turtle) is the source of this 5312-nucleotide messenger RNA. RefSeq names its product coiled-coil domain containing 88B (gene CCDC88B). Bases 562 to 5061 code for a protein of 1499 amino acids. Gene Ontology annotation, cellular component: cytoplasm; centrosome. Gene Ontology annotation, molecular function: microtubule binding; dynein light intermediate chain binding. The transcript has 26 exons. Lineage: Eukaryota; Metazoa; Chordata; Testudines; Geoemydidae. The record is from RefSeq and is a predicted model, not a curated record. Gene Ontology annotation, biological process: cytoskeleton-dependent intracellular transport; cytoplasmic microtubule organization.
AGCCAUGUCCCAGGGGGACUGCUGUGUUGCUCCCCACCAUCACAAGGAUGUGGGGUAUUGAAAGGCAGUACAGCUGUCACCUAUGGGGCACAGUGGGUCUCCCCACUGCCGGAUGAUGGCAAGAUCUGACUAGGAACGAUGCCUACAGGUUUAUGCUGGGGAGAGGUGGUGGUGAUGGGGAGGGGGUCCACUGCACACACCCCCGAUUAAGGGAAGGAGCCAGUCCCGCCCUGACGUGGUCGGGAGAGGGGUGCCCGUCACCUCUCCAGGUUUGCAACAUGGCUGUUGAUUGCUGGGGCCCUUCCUCCAGGGCUGGCCGCAGCUGGAAGCAGGAUGCCAGGCUAGAUGGGCCCAAGGGGCUGAUCCAUGGCAGCGGGGCCCAAAGGUCUGAUCUGGAGGGAAUGGAGCAGGAUACUGAACUAGAUGGGUCUGAUCUCAGGCAGGAGGCAGACAAGAUACUGUCCAGAUGGGCCUAUGGCUCUGAUCUAGAGCAAGGGAAAGGUGGGAUACUGGGGUAGAUGGGUGGAUUGGGAGAGGUCCCCAAUUCCCCCUAAGCUGGGGAUGGGGAGAGACCUACCGGCAGGUUUCAGUGGUCUGGUAGGCGCCAAUGGGAGUUUCCGUCCUCCCACCCACAGCAGGUCUGCUGUGGGUGCUGGUUUCCUGGCGUCCCUGCAGGCCCCCCCCACCCCAGCCGCUCCCGACCCUGUGAUUGCGGAAGUUCCUCUUUGCGCAGCGCAGAACACCAAAGUGGGGGGAGCCUGGCUGGGGCGGGGGGGAGCGGACGCACCUGGGUGCCGGGUCCCCCUUUGUGGGAUCCGCACCAACCACAGAGACCCAAACAGAGGAUGGACAGGGACGGGCGGGUCUUGGAGAGCCUGGGGGAUUUCGUCUCGGGUCCCCUUGUCACAUGGAGACCCAACCCCCUGGCGUGCCCGGCCACCCCAGAGCCAGCAGGGCGACGAGAGGCUGCGACGCCAGACCCUGCACACCCUGCUGCAGCAGCUUCGCACUUUCUACCAGGAUGAUCUGCAGCAGCUGAUUCUAAUGACUCCCCCUAAUGUGCAGCUUCUCGCCAGAGACCCCCUGACAGAGCAGGGCAUCGAGGAGAUGCGGAAGCUGCUGCUGCUGCUGCUGGGGGCUGCUGUGCAGUGUGAGCGGAAGGCAGAGGUCAUUGAACGGAUCCAGGGACUGGACAUCGAGACCCAGACUGCGCUGGCCGGUGCCAUCCAGGAGGUGACACAGGACCCAGGGGUGGUGCUGAGCCUGCAGUGGGGGGCACUGGCUGAACUGCACCCCCUGGAGCUGACACGGGUCCUGCAGGAGCUGUCGUCCCGGCUGCGGGGCCUAGUGCAGGAGCGGGAUGCGAGUGCCGAGAGGCUGUGGGAGCUGCAGCAGGAGCGGGAGGUGUCAUCCCCCCAUGGCCCACUGUCCCCCGAGGGGCCCUGGGACAAUCGCCAGCACCUCGGGGUGCAACUGGCUGACGCCCGGGGCCAGGCCCGGUGCCUGCGCCAGGAACUGGAGGAGAAAUCUGAGGAGCUGCUGGAUCAGCGCCAGGAGCUGCAGGAGCUGGAGGCCGAGUUGAGGAGGCUGCGACAAGAGCACCGGGCAGUGGCGGGUGAGGCACGCCUGGCGGGGCUGUACCGGGAUGAGCUGGAUGCCAUGCGGGAGAAGGCAGCCCGGGCUGAGCGCCUGCAGGGGGAGCUCUCAGCCCUGAGGGAGCGACUGCCCGCGCUGGAGCGGUGCCGGGGCAGGCUGGAGGAGGAGCGGGCCUUCUCCCAGGCCCUGCUGGACAGCAAGGCCCAGCUGGAGGGGCAGCUGGAAUCCACCCGCGCCCGAGCCCAGCACCUGCCCCAGCUCGAGAAGGAGAAUCUGCUGCUGCGGAGCCAGUUAGAGCAAGUUGAAGAGGAGCGGGAGCGGGAGCGUCAGCGGCUGGAGGAACUGCAGCAGGAGAAGGUGUUGCUGGAGGGGGAGCUGAGGCAGAAUCUGGGGGAGUCCCAGCACCUGUCCUGGGAAGAGGAGCAGGAGCCCAAUGAGGCUCCCAAUGACCCUGCUGAGACUCCCAAGUCCCUGAGCUAUGAGGUGACCGAGGUGACAUCCAGCCGCCUGCUAGCACUGGAGCGGGAGAACCAGGAGCUGCGCCGGAGGCUGCAGGAGGCACUCGAGGCCCCGGGAGAACCCAGGAGUCCGGGCCUUGAGCAGAAGAAUAAGGCCCUCAGCAAAGAGGUGCAGCGGCUGGGGGCAGAGCUGGAAGCCCAGCGGGCCCGGAGCUCCCAGGAACGGGAGGAGCUGAGCGCCGCCCUGCUGGGGGAGAAAGAGCAGCUGGAGCGGGAGCUGCGCAGCUUGCAGGAGCAGCGGCACUGCGAGCAGGAGUCUCUGCAGAGGCAGGGGGACCCAGGCGCCUGGGCCCAGGAGCAGCAGGAGGCACUGGCAGAGAGUGGGCGCCGGCUAUGCCAGGUGGAGGAGCGGGCGUCCAGCCUGCAGGAGGCAUUGCGCCGGCUGGAGGCCACUCACGCCAAGGCCCUGGAGGGGCUGACGGCCUCCCAGGAGGCCCGGGGGCGCCUGGAGCAGGAACUGCUCAGACUGCGGCAGGAGCUGGAGCAGCAGCGCCUGGAGGCCCUGCUGCUGGGGCAGCUGGAGGCCGAGGUCCAGGCGCUGGAGAAGGAGCGAGAGGCGCUGCAGGCAGAGUUGAGUCAAGCCGAGCGGGAGCUGGCGGAGGCCCGGGGCAGUCUGGAGGCAGAGCGGCAGCGGGCCGGGCGCCAGGCUGAACAGGCGCGGGAGGCUGCGGAGGAGUUACGGGCGUCCGAGCGUGAGCUGGGCACCCUGCAGCGCGGGCUGGAGCAACACAAGGCGGCCCUGACCCAGCUGGAGGGCGAGCGAGGGGCGCUGGAGGCGGUGCUGAGCCAGGCUGAGAGAGAGCGCCGGGCGCUGGACAAGGAGACCCGGCGUCUGCGGGCCCAGACCCAGGCCCAAGAGGAAGCACUGGCAGAACAGGGCCGCCGGGCCGCCCAGCUGGAGGCCCAGAGCCGGCUGCAGGCGCUGGAGUUGGGCGGGCUGAGAGAGACAGCGCAGCGGCUGCGGGAGCUGGAGCAGGAGAGCAAGGGGCUGCGUGAGCAGCUGGCAGCCGAGCGCAAGGCCUCAGCCGCUCUGCGGGAGGAGCUGCUGAGCGAGAAGGUGAAGGGACAGGAGCGGGAGGCUGACCUGGUGCGGCUGCGGGAGCAACUGGAGCGGCGGGAGGAGGAGCAGCGCCUGCUGGAGGAGCAGCAGGGCACCCAGCAGAGCCAAUACCAAAGCCUGGAACAGCGGCUGGAGUCGUCCUUCAGAGAGAUGCUGGCUCUGAAGGAGGAGAAGAUUGGCGCCCUCCACAGCCGGGUGGAGGAACUGCUCCUCCUCAAUCAGCACCUGGGGAAAGAGCUGCGCCAGGUGAAGAGCAGCACUGGGGCCCCUCUACCCGAAGCGCCAGGGGCCAUGGAGCAGGGCCAGGGGAACCCUGAGCCCGUGCUGGGGCUUCGGGCUGAGCCAGAGAGCGACACCCUGAGCAAGCAUCUCAUCGAGGUGGAGCGCAGCAACGCGGCACUGCUGGCAGAGAAAGAGGCUCUGAUGGGACGGCUGGGGCAGCUGGAGUCGCAGCUGGGCGCCCUGCAGGGGGAGCUGCUGAACCUGCAGGGUCAGAGCGGAGGCCUGCGGGAGGAGAGUGGGCGAUUGCAGGCCCAGUGUGGGGCCCUCCAGGUGGAGCAGGCGGCGUUGCUGUCCCAGAAGGCAGCACUGGAGGCCCGGGCGUCGGAGCUGCGGGAGCGACUGGCAGGGCUGGAGGCUGAGGUACGGGUGGCCCGGCAGGAGCGGGACGAGUGGCGCGGGCGCCACGAAGGGCUGGUGCGCAACCAUGACAAGCUGGCACUGCUGCACGAGCGCCAGGGCGCUGAGCUGGAGGGGCUGCUGGGCAAGCAGGCCGGCCUCAAGGGGGCACUGCGGGCACUGGAGCAAGAACACCGAACCCUUCAGGACAGGCACAGCCAUCUGGUGGCACAGCAGGCUGGGCUGGAGCAGCGAGAGGCAGCCCUGCGGGGGGAACGGGAGCGGCUGGAGGGGGCUGAGCGGGAACACCGGCAGCUGGGGGAGCAGCACGCCCGGCUACAGGAUGAGCAUGCACGGGUGCAGGCGGCGCUGGCUGCGGCCGAGCGUGCGCAGGAGGAGCAGCAAGGGGAGCUGCGGGGCCUGCGGGGCCGGCUGACGGGGCUGCAGCUGGAGCAGGCGCGGCUGGAGGCUGAGGGAACCGCCCUGCGGGAGCAGAACCACCAGCUGGAGGUGGCGCUGGGCCGGAUUGGAGACCAGUGUGAGCUCCUGGCCCAGCUGAAGGGAAACCAGGAGGAGGAGAACCGACACCUGCUGCAGGAGAUCCAGAAACUGAGCCAGGAGAACCGCAGCCUGCUGGAGCGCAGCAUGGAGAGCCGGGAGCAGUACCACUCGGAGCAGCGCCAGCACCUGGAUAAGCUGAACGAGCUGCGCCGGGAGAAACAAAAGCUGGUGGAGAAGAUAAUGGACCAGUACCGGGUGCUGGAGCCAGCGCUGCCUAAGAGCAAGAAGAGCAGCAACUGGAUUGCGGACAAGAUGAAGAAGCUGAUGAAGCCGCGGCGUGAGCCCUCCCGGGAACAGCAGCGCCCCCUGGCGGAGGGGGCCAAUAGCAUUGAGAACCUGCCGGGACUUGGGCAGGAUGGGCGCGCACCUGAUGGGGACUCCAGCGCCCCUGCCUCACCUGUGCCCCUGCGCAAGGCCACCAGCGUGCUGAGCCUGCCCGACGCCCAGCGGGUGCACCUACGGCUAAACCGGCGCAAGCUGAGCUCCCGCGUCCUGGUCAGCGAGUCCUUUGGGCCUGGGGAUGCCACCCCCCGGCAGCGCUUCCGCCAGCGCCAGCGCCCCCUUGCCUUCCUGGGGGGCUCCCGCGAGGAGGCCGCUGCCCCCUGGGAGGCCCAGGAGGGGCAGAGACUCCCCAGUGCUGGCAGCAAGGAGAGAGGGCUACCGCAAGGGAAGGAGAAGGCACCGCUCACACCCCAGCUCAGUCAGUGAGCCCAGCUCAGCCCCACCCAGAUGGCAGCGACGCAGGGAACUGAACCAGGAAGGGGUCCUGCUACAGUCCCAGCUCCCAGGAUCCUCCAGCCACAUGCCAGGGGCAUAGAGAAUUGGCUCUGCCCCCCACCCCCAUCUCAGCCCCUGAUCCCUCCCACCCCCUGGGACUCCUGCCCUGACACUGGGGCGGGGCUCAGGAUUUGUAUUGUAUUUCUAUAAUUUAUUAGAAAUAAAAUGUAUUAUUUAUCAUC